This is a messenger RNA of Acomys russatus (golden spiny mouse), 3443 nucleotides long. It is a transcript of the gene Arhgef33, whose product is annotated as Rho guanine nucleotide exchange factor 33. Lineage: Eukaryota; Metazoa; Chordata; Mammalia; Rodentia; Muridae. The record is from RefSeq and is a predicted model, not a curated record. Gene Ontology annotation, molecular function: guanyl-nucleotide exchange factor activity. The coding region runs from base 336 to 2993 and encodes 885 amino acids. The transcript is spliced from 18 exons.
UGUAAUUAGAAGACACACUAGUUUCCCUCAUUUAAAAGCCUGUUAAGCGUAUGACAGGCUCCUUUCAAGGGAGGCAAUCCUCCCCACCGCUUCCUUCUGUGCUCUUCAGGUUAUUUCUGAAUCCAGAUAAGCCUUGAUCUGAGGAUGAGCUAACCACCGCAGGCACCAUGGGACCUUCUAGAGUAAUCAGGAAGAAGGCUUCCAAAACCUGAUGUGAUGUUUCCUGCUGGAGACGAGGCACGAGGUGCAGGGAAGGGAAGGUGGGCUGAUCCGGAACGAUGCUGCUGCUGCUGCGAUGCUGAAGACGGAGCUGGAGGAGAGAAGCAACAGGCACCAUGGAAAAAACCAAAUCAAAGCAAGGAGAGAAUGAACACAUGCCGGUGAGCAACCCUUCCACACAGAUCUACCAGCUGCAGGCCCUGGCCUCGGAGCUGAAAACCGGAUUCACAGAAGCAAUGCAGGAACUGACGCGGAUCCAACAUGGAGAGUACGCUUUGGAAGAGAAGGUCAAGAGCUGCAGGUGCUCCAUGGAAGAGAAAGUCACCGAGAUGAAGAACUCCUUGAACUACUUCAAGGAAGAGCUGAGCAAUGCGAUGUCCAUGAUCCAGGCCAUCACUUCCAAACAGGAAGAAAUGCAGCAGAAAAUCGAGCAGCUUCAACAGGAGAAGCGAAGAGAAUCUCGAAAGGUGAAAGCCAAGAAAGCUCAAAAGGAAGAGCAUAGCGCACAGGCCGGGCCUGUGUCUGCGGCUGCGUCUGCGUCUGCGCCCACGUCGGCACCUACGCAAGGAAGUCCCUUCCGCUCCAUUAACGUCCCCGAGUCCAGUCUCCCCAGUGAAGACUUCACCAACAUUUUGCCUUCCCAGACCUACGAAAAAGCCCAAGACUUGCGAGCUGUUCAUGUAGGAGACGGCAACGUGAAGGGAAUGAUGGGAUCUGGAGUGAACCCAACAGCUCCAGAAUCAGAUGAAAAUCUUAAGCCUUCUCUCUCAGCUGAGAUCCAGUCCAAGGGCCACCACACGUCUGGCCUGUGGAGACAGCCUAAGGAUGGCAGAGAAUGGGGCGAGGAAUAUGUCACAAAAGAUCAUCCAGAUAAACUCAAGGAAGCUGGCCAGGGUAGACACAGCUCCUUGGAAAAUGUCUUAUGUGAAACCUCUUUAGCUGCAAAAAGGCAAACUGUGGCUCUAGAGCUGCUUGAAUCCGAAAGAAAAUACGUCAUUAACAUCUCCCUGAUCCUGAAGAUAAAGGCGACAUUCCAGGGCUCCGAUGGAAAGAGGAAUUCCAAGGAAAGAAGCCUCUUCCCUGGCUCUUUGCGCUACCUCGUCCAGCAACACUUGGAUUUGCUUCAUGCGCUACAGGAAAGGGUCCUGAAAUGGCCACGCCAAGGAGUCCUUGGAGACUUAUUCCUGAAGCUGACCAAUGAUGAGAAUAAUUUCUUGGAUUAUUAUGUUGCCUACCUGAGGGAUUUGCCCGAGUGCAUCUCCUUGGUUCAUGUUGUGGUCCUGAAGGAGGGUGAUGAAGAGGUUAAAUCUGAUAUCUACACCCUGUUUUUUCAUAUAGUACAGCGCAUCCCUGAAUACCUGAUACAUCUGCAGAAUGUGCUGAAGUUUACGGAGCAGGAGCACCCUGACUAUUAUCUGCUACUCGUGUGUGUUCAGCGUCUCCGAGUAUUUAUCUCUCAUUAUACCCUGCUGUUUCAAUGCAACGAAGAUUUGCUUAUUCAGAAACGGAAAAAGCUCAAAAAGUCAUCUAUGGCAAAGCUGUACAAAGGGCUGGCUUCCCAGUGUGCCAACACUGGCCAAGAUGCUUCCCCCACCGCAGGCCCGGAGGCUGUCCGCGACAGCGGCAUCCACUCGGAAGAAGUGCUCCAACCCUAUCCUCCUGCUCCCAGUUCUGCACCUGCUGUCACACAUUUGAUACCCUCAGCGAAGAAAGGCCAACAGCAGCAGAGCCUCAUGGAGAGCAUGCAGCCCGGGAAGCCGGGGGACUGGGAGAUGGAGGGCAGAAAGCACGAGCGCCCAGAGAGCCUGCUGGCGCCAGCGCAGUUCUGCCCGGCCGAGCAGGACGUGAAGGCACUCGCCGGGCCCCUGCAGGCCAUUCCAGAGAUGGACUUCGAGCCGUCCCCCGCCGAGCCGCUGGGCAAUGUGGAGCGCUCGCUGCGCGGCCCGACCGAGCUCCUGCCCGACGCGCGGGGCUUCGUGCCCGCCGGCUACGAGGAGUUCGAGUACGGAGGCGAGAUCUUCGCGCUGCCCGCGCCCUACGACGAGGAGCCCUUCCAGGCGCCGGCGCUCUUCGACAACUGCUCGCCCGCCUCCUCCGAGUCCAGCCUGGACAUCUGCUUCCUGCGGCCCGUCAGCUUCGCCAUGGAGGCCGAGAGGCCGGAGCACGCGCUGCAGCCGCUGCCCAAGAGCGCCACGUCGCCCGCCAGCAGCAGCGGCGCCUACAAGCUGGAGGCCGCGCAGGCGCAGGCGCACGGCAAGGCCAAGCCGCUGAGCCGCUCGCUCAAGGAGUUCCCGCGCACGCCGCCCGCCGAGGGCGUGGCCCCGCGGCUCUACAGCACGCGCAGCAGCAGCGGCGGCCGCGUGCCGCUCAAGGUCGAGCGCGCCACCGCCGUGCCCCACGGCCCCACCGCCGCCGCCGCCGCCGCCUCCCGCGGGGCGCCGCGGACCUUCUUCCCCCAACAGAGGUCCCAAAGCGAAAAACAGACCUAUUUGGAAGUAAGGAGGGAGAUGCACUUAGAGGAUGCCACCCGAUUCUGUCCAAAGGAAGAAAGAGAGAGUGAACAGACUUCUUUCAGCGAUCAAAAUCCCAGGCAAGACCAGAAAGGGGGCUUUCGCAGCUCCUUCCGCAAGCUCUUUAAAAAGAAGUCCAGUGGAUCAGAAUACAGGGAAAAAACUAAUGAGAAUCCCUCAAUGGAUCCUUCACCCACCAAACAAGAUUUCUUCAGAAACCGACUUGCUCUUGCAAAUGACCUUGACCAAGGAACAGCUGUGUAAACACAUUUACAGUUGUAUUGUCGAGUGGUAAGAGGAGGGUAAAAGCUUGUGUAUAUAUCUGCAGGAAUAUCUAUCUCUCUCUAUAUAUAUAUUUCAAUGUAUAAAUCCCUGAGGAGUAAACUAAUAUAAAUAUUUACAUAUGAAACUAAAUCAACAUACAAGAUACUGAAGAGAUGAAGAUUAGCCUAUGGUUAAGACUUGGCUUAAUGAACCUCAACACUUGGGAAAAGACUUUUCACAUCAUUACAGUAAAACAUUAUAAAUUUGGAGGAAAAUAAAUGUUUGUAAGAACAAAAACUUGCACCUUCAUUUUUAGCAUGGAUGUGAAUUUUGCCCUUCCUAGCAAAAUAUAGCAUCCUUUAAAGCAAAAGGUUAACAGACUUGUAUUUUACGUGUACAAAUCAGAGUUCUAAAGAAUUUGUCCUUAAGCUAUAAUUCAGAAGCUUCAAA